Molecule: messenger RNA, 2205 nt
Organism: Lineus longissimus
Lineage: Eukaryota; Metazoa; Nemertea; Pilidiophora; Heteronemertea; Lineidae
Exons: 2
Coding region: 1-2205 (734 amino acids)
Source: RefSeq, a predicted model, not a curated record
AUGCCUCCCGCCCAAAAUACAAAAGACCAACAACAGCAACAACAGCAGCAGCAGCAACUACAACAACCCCCACAACAACAACAGGUUCAACAACCGCUGCAACAACCCCAGCAGCAACCUCAUCAGCCACAGCAACAAGCCCAGCAGCCUCCACCACAACAGCAGGCUCAGGUCCACGUAAUACCAAAUGGCCCACAGCCACUGAUCGGCGCCAUCCCAGCAGCACCGGUACAGACGUUCAACUUACAAGCAAAUGUGUCGCUGCCCAAAUUUGAUGGCACAACUGACGGCCGUCACUGGUGGAGCCUGUGGUCCCGUUACGCCAACGGCAUGGCGUGGACGAUCCAACAAAAACUCACGUGGUUUCCGCUUUUCCUCUUGGCGGCAGCGAGUACUUGGUAUGCCGGCCUGCCACAGCCAAACAAGGACGACGGAACCGCGCUCGAAGCGACGUUUAAGAAGCGGUUUACCCUUCAGCACAUAGAUCUUGGCCUUCUAAGUGAGCAGCAGGGAGAUGAAACGUGCACCGUCUACCUCGAAAAGAUGCGGCUCCACUUCACGGGUCACGACCUGCCUGAGACAUUUCUCCUCCCCUUGCUUAUUCGUGGCCUCCGUCCCGAGCUGAAGGCACAUGUAAUGCCGUCCAACCCGCGAACGUACGAGGAACUGCUCCGUGUGGCAAAAUUAGCAGAGCGGACUGUCAAGGAACUUCAACAGUGCUCCAUACGGACAAUCCAGACCCAACCGCAUAUCUCAUCUGUCGAAACUAAACUUGCCGCCCUCACUGAAGCCGUGCUGACACUGCAGCGUAACGCCCACCCACCACAACCACCGCAGGCCAACUACCAACGGCAGGACAACCAGGGUCCCAGUCAUCGGCCACCACAGCCAGAUCGCCCCAAUUAUCCAGCCCAGGACUCAAGGAACAGCAGACCCAUCACCAAACAACCAAUGAACAAUUCAUUCAGACAAGACAACAAUGGACGAUUCCACAACCGUCCAAACAACGGAGGAUCCUUACCGGAUUACAAGCUCGAUCAACCGUGCAGAGGAUUCUUCUGUGACGAGACCUCAACUCUCAUUCUCGGUCGACCAUUUCUCACUGACAACAAGGCUCACAUUGACUAUGACACCUCGACGCUGACUUUACAGAACGAAAUACAAGUUGAUCUAAUACAGGUCCCAACAGGACUGACGCGUGUUGCCAAAACUGUGAAACUCCCCCCUCGGAGUCAAACUACAAUACCUGUACAUGUCGACCAAAUUUACCAGAACCAACAUAUUUUGAUCGAACCGUGCGCAAACAUUGACAACAAUGGCGUCCUGGUCGCACGCUGUGUGUCAAAAAUACACAAUGGGAGGUCAAUGGUCACUAUUCUGAACCCGAACGACCACCCUGUUCGGAUCAGGUCAAACAAGGUCAUCGCCAUUGCGUCUGAUAUUUGUGAAGACUCCAUUCAAUCACUAGACGAAACGCCCCCGACGGUAAACACUGUCCGGACGCCUGAAGACGAAAGCGAGUAUGAAGAUUUCAUGCCCAACUUGCCCAUGCCCCAGGAUUACAAAACAGGUGAGUCUGAUCUCAACUUUGACCUCUCCCAAGCUGACCUUACUGAGUCUCAGAAAGUAGAACUUAGAGACUUUUUGAAGGAAUGGCGUAAUGUUUUUGCCACUGAUUUGUCUGAAAUAGGUCGAACACAUAUACAUGAGUAUAAGAUUGAAACCGAACCAGGAGCUAAACCGGUACGUAUGCCUUUUUAUCGCACAGGCCCAUUAGAGAAAGCUGAGAUUGAGAAGCAAGUUGCUGACAUGCUUAAACAUGACAUCAUUGAAGCCUCAACAAGUGAAUGGCACUCCCCAGUCAUCCUAUGUAAGAAGAAAAACAGCACUGAGUUCCGCUUUGCGAUUGACUAUCGUCGCUUGAACUCCAUAACUAGUCCACUCUCAACCAGUCUGCCGCGCCAAGAUGACAUCGCAGACAUGAUAGGUACCACUAAAGCCCAAGUUUUCUCCUCCCUUGACCUUUUUCACUCGUACUGGCAGGUUCCUUUACACCCAAGUAGUCGCCAUAAGGCUAGUUUUAUCACCCACCAGGGUAUUUUCACCCCAAAAGUUCUAAGUUUUGGCUUGAGGAAUAGCCCAGCCAUUUUCCAGCUGGUUGUGUCAGAAGCACUGCGUUCCAUGGCAUGGAUUGUUAUGCGGUAG